Molecule: messenger RNA, 2553 nt
Organism: Pezoporus flaviventris
Lineage: Eukaryota; Metazoa; Chordata; Aves; Psittaciformes; Psittacidae
Gene: SLC3A1
Product: solute carrier family 3 member 1
Exons: 10
Coding region: 48-2084 (678 amino acids)
Biological process (GO): carbohydrate metabolic process; amino acid transport
Source: RefSeq, a predicted model, not a curated record
CCUCUGUGCUGUGGCCAGAGUCUCUAGGACAAGACCUGUGAAGGGAAAUGGUUGAGGAAGAAGCAAAGAGCUUACCUAUGGAGCUGAGUGAGAAGGGGGGUGUGGAGAACAACGGGUUUGUUCAAAAUGAGGCUGUUUAUGACAAGGGGACCAACUCCAGUACCCAAGAAGAAGUGCCAAAAGCGUGCACUGUUGAUGUGGAUGCAGCAGCUACAGAGGAGCCGGUGCUGAAGCCCUAUGCAGGGAUGCCAAAGGAAGUGUUGCUCAAGUUCUCCAGCCAAGCCCAGUACAGAGUGACCAGGGAGAUUCUCUUCUGGCUCAUAAUUGCCACCGCUGUCCUGCUUGUAUGCGCCACGAUUGCCAUUAUUGCUCUCUCUCCAAAGUGCCUUGACUGGUGGCAGGCGGGUCCUAUUUACCAGAUCUAUCCUCGUUCCUUCAAGGACAGUGACAUGGAUGGGAAUGGGGAUCUGAAAGGCAUCCAAGAAAAACUGGACCACAUUACGUAUUUGAACAUAAAAACUAUCUGGAUCACCUCUUUCUAUAAGUCCCCGUUAAAAGACCUUGGGUAUGGUGCCGAAGACUUCUAUGAUAUUGAUCCCAUGUUUGGAUCAAUGCGCGAUUUUGAGAACCUGCUUGCAGCCAUCCAUGACAGAGGGCUAAAAGUGAUAAUGGAUUUAAUACCGAACCACACCAGCGACAAACACCGGUGGUUCCAGCUGAGUCGCAAUCGCACUGGCAAGUACACGGACUACUACAUCUGGCAGGACUGCGGCCAGGCUGCGGGUUCCAUCACUCCUCCAAACAACUGGGUGAGCAUCUAUGGGGAUUCCAGCUGGCAGUUUGACGAUGUGAGGGAGCAGUGUUAUUUCCAUCAGUUUGGGAAAGAACAGCCGGACUUAAACUUCCACAACCUCGCUGUCCAACAAGAAAUCCAUGACAUCAUCAAAUUUUGGCUCGGCAAAGGGAUUGAUGGAUUCAGUUUCAGCGCUGUGAAGUAUCUUCUAGAAGCAAAGCAUCUCCGAGAUGAGCCUCUAGUGAACAAGUCCCAGAAUCCAGAGAAUAUCACUGCCUAUUCCCAACUCUACCAUGACUACACGACCACACAAGUUGGCAUGCACGAUAUCAUCCGUAGCUUCCGUCACACUAUGAAUCAGUUCAGCAGAGAACCUGGCCGAUACAGAUUUCUGGGUUCUGAUGGUGAUGACAAGGAAGACAUGGAAGCAACAAUGACGUAUUAUGGAAAAACUUUUGUCCAAGAAGCAGAUUUUCCUUUCAAUUUCAACCUAAUUAGCAUGAAAAAUCUAUCAGGCAACAGUAUUUUUGAAGCUGUCAACCUGUGGAUGAAAAACAUGCCUGCAGGAAAAUGGCCAAACUGGGCGGUUGGAAGCCCUAACGCUCCUCGGCUUUCCUCUCGGAUUGGGAAAGAGUAUGUCAAUGUCAUGAACAUGCUGCUUUUAACCCUCCCCGGUACUCCAGUAACUUACUACGGUGAAGAAAUCGGCAUGGAGAACAUCGCAUCAGAAAGUGUGACCUUUCCAGAGAAAUCCCCCAUGCAGUGGGAUGGCAAAGUUAAUGCUGGUUUUACUGAGGGCAACAGUAGCUGGUUACCUGUUAACCCCAACUACCAAAGCGUCAAUGUUGAAAUCCAGAUGACCUGGUCCAACUCAACCCUGAAUUUGUACAGAGAGCUAACUUCACUUCGCAACAAUGAGCUCCCCAUUCAUCGGGGCUGGAUGUGCUACAUCUGGAAUGACAGCAAUGUUUUUGUGUAUGUGAGGGAAUUGGAUGGGUUAGACACAGUCUUUCUGAUGGUUCUCAAUUUUGGGCAGGAAUCAACAAUUGACCUGAAAGCUGUCAUUCCUAAUCUUCCCCCUAAAGCUACUAUAAGACUAAGUACUAAUUUUAGUGAUGCUGGUAAAGCUGUCAAUACUGAACAAAUUAAAACUGAAAUGGGAGAAGGCCUCAUCCUUGAAUAUAAAACAGCAAAGGCUGUUCAUACUAUGAAAGCUUUUCAAACAAAUUGUUUUGUGGCAGAAAAAGCUUGUUAUUCCAGUGCCUUCAAUUUACUCUAUUCAACCUGUUAAGUGCAGGAGUAGAAUACCCAAGCUUCUAUGUUGAUUUAGAAAGCACUGGUUUCAGGGAAGCAUUCAAAAAUUUCACUUUGUCCUUUAAAACUUCAUCUGUGUACAAAAUAAAUGUCCUGAAAAAUAAAGCAGAUACCAAAUUGUCUUGCAUCUGUACUGGUGAUGGAUAGGAAAAAGUAUGGUACAGACUUACCCUUAAGGUCUGUGGAGAAAAGAAGUAAAUCUGCCCUAGAAAACUGUCCUGUUUAAGUGCAUGUACUUCUGUGAGGAAAGAGAAAAGGUGCUUCCUGGGUGCUGUCCUUACGGUUGCUGGUCAUUCAGAGCUCCUGCAAAAUCUAAAGCCAGUAGCAGUUCAUGAAGUAACUGUAAAAAUGGCUGUAGAUGUGCAAAACGGACCCUAAAGGUGGCCCUGUAUUUGUUAAAAGAGGUAAAAGCAAGCAAGUCUAAUAUAAAAAGUUGUGAUGCUUUA